Linnemannia hyalina is the source of this 609-nucleotide messenger RNA. The record is from the annotation of a GenBank genome assembly. NCBI's taxonomy places the organism in Eukaryota, Fungi, Mortierellomycota, Mortierellomycetes, Mortierellales, Mortierellaceae.
AUGGCCACACCGGAACCAGAGCACUACGCUUUCAUCGACCUGCUCUUCGAGCGCCUCCUCUUCGAACGGGUCCUCCUGUGGAACCAAACCACAGGCUGCUGCAUCAACCCCGAAGCACUCUCAAUGCAACUCGACCUCAUCGGCCACUACUACACCGUCAUCGCUAUGACGACCUUCCAACACCUCUGCAGUGAGGCCAUCCACAACCGAGACUUUUCCAACUUUGGUAUCCUCUCCUACCUCAGCAAUCACCGAAGACAACAACAACAAUCCUUCAAGAUCUUCCCCAACAGUCUCGCUGCCAAGUUUGACCUCGGGAUCGAGUCUGACCGGCCUUCAAAGCUGCGCGACCAUAUCUUUUGUCCCUGGAUAUCCCAAAAGCAGAUCAAAUAUUUCAAGAGGGAUUAUGGGAACAAGGUGUCGAAGGAGCAUCAGAAAGAGUUGGAGUUCUUGGUCGAUAUGUUGGAUCAGAAUGGGUUGCUGAGAGUACCCAACUGUGAUAUGGAGCCAGAGUUCUUGAAUCGGAAGAGUAAGCAGAUUCCUGCGGACGAGAUCCCUGUCCGACAUGUUGACAACCUCAAGGCUACGCAUAUUUACACCAAUACAUGA